Molecule: messenger RNA, 5258 nt
Organism: Oncorhynchus keta (chum salmon)
Lineage: Eukaryota; Metazoa; Chordata; Actinopteri; Salmoniformes; Salmonidae
Product: steroid hormone receptor ERR2-like
Exons: 6
Coding region: 8-1330 (440 amino acids)
Biological process (GO): regulation of DNA-templated transcription
Cellular component (GO): nucleus
Molecular function (GO): steroid binding; zinc ion binding; DNA-binding transcription factor activity
Source: RefSeq, a predicted model, not a curated record
GAGCAGGAUGCCCUCUGACCUCCAGGAGCGUCACCUGACCUCCAGCUGCGGCUCCUAUAUCAAGACUGAGCCCUCCUCCCCCUCCUCCUCAUUGGUUGACACCAUCAACCACCACAGCCCCUCGGCCAAUAGCGACGUCAGCGGCAGUCACAUCAACGUAAACAACCUCAACGGACGCUCGCACGUCCUCGACUCCCAGCCCAUGUUCAACCCGGGCAUGCUGGGAGGGGGCGGAGCCUGUCUCCGGAGGUAUGACGACUGCGGAGAGGGCGUGGCGGAUGAUUCUCCAAUCAAGUGCGAGUAUAUGUUGAAUGCGAUACCAAAAAGGCUGUGUCUGGUGUGUGGGGAUAUCGCAUCAGGUUACCACUAUGGGGUCGCCUCCUGCGAGGCCUGCAAAGCCUUCUUCAAAAGGACCAUACAAGGGAACAUAGAGUACAGCUGUCCAGCCACUAACGACUGUCAAAUCACCAAGAGGAGACGCAAGUCCUGCCAGGCCUGUCGCUUCAUGAAGUGUCUCAAAGUGGGCAUGCUCAAGGAGGGUGUGCGUCUGGAUCGCGUGAGGGGCGGAAGACAGAAGUACAAGAGGAGAAUGGGGGACACGGAGAACGGGGCCUAUCUAGGCCAGACACUCCCCCCUCCUGCCAAAAAGCCAUUGACAAAGAUCGUGUCUCACCUGCUGGUGGUUGAACCGGAGAAGAUCUAUGCCAUGCCAGACCCGACCAUGCCAGAUGGAUACAUCAAGGCCCUGACCACUCUGUGUGACCUGGCUGACAGAGAACUGGUGGUCAUCAUCGGCUGGGCCAAACAUAUCCCAGGAUUCUCCAGCCUGUCUCUGGCAGACCAGAUGAGUCUACUGCAGAGCGCAUGGAUGGAGAUCCUGGUCCUGAACAUCGUGUUCCGCUCGUUGGCCUAUGAGGAGGAGCUGGUGUAUGCUGAGGACUAUGUGGUGGAUGAGGAGCACGCUCGUCUAUCUGGCCUGCUGGACCUGCACGUUGCCAUCCUGCCUCUGGUCCGACGCUAUAAGAAGCUGAGCAUGGAGAAGGAGGAGUUUGUCACACUUAAGGCCAUCGCCCUCUCCAACUCAGACUCCAGGCAUAUAGAGAAUGUGGAGGCUGUGCAGCGGCUCCAGGACUCUCUCCAUGAGGCCUUGCAGGACUUAGAAGGUGCCCACAACACGGAGGACCCUCGGCGGACAGGAAAGCUGCUGAUGACUCUUCCCUUGCUCCGUCAGACCGCCGCCAAGGCCGUGCAGCACUUCUACAGCAUCAAGGUGCAGGGAAAAGUGCCCAUGCACAAACUCUUCUUGGAGAUGCUGGAGGCCAAGGCUUGAUAAUUGGGCGGGGAGGCUUGAAUGACAGCUGCAUCGCCCAAUGAGGAUGAAGGACAGCCCCGGAAUAGGAGGGGUGAUGCUACGGAGAACCUAUGACAGUGACAUUAUAACGCUGAUCGUUGUUUCUAUGGAACAAAAUUAAUGAGGAAUAGAGGGAAACGAGACAAACUGAUUUUAAGGGUGAAUAUAAAGAGUCAUGUAUAUAAAGAUGCUGUGUACAGAACUGCUGUUAUAAUCAGAGACUCUUCGGUCUAGAUCACCUGUAACUACUGAGAGAUUUGGUUUCUUUUCACCUUGUGAAUAGGAAUGGUAUGAUCUGAUCAAUCUGAUUGGUUAGAGCCACUCAAGUAUCUGAUCAAUCUGAUUGGUUAAAGAGCUACUCAAGUAUCUGAUCAAUCUGAUUGGUUAGUGCUCCUCAAGUAUCUGAUCAAUCUGAUUGGUUAGUGCUACUCAAGUAUCUGAUCAAUCUGAUUGGUUAGAGCUACUCAAGUAUCUGAUCAAUCUGAUUGGUUAGUGCUACUCAAGUAUGAUUUUUUUCUCUUUUUUAAUGUUUAUGUCAGUUGUAUAACAUUAUAUUCUGGUAUAUAUCCCAGUCAACAGUUUAGACACACCUACUCAUUUAAGGGUCUUUCUUUUUUGUUGUUGCUAUAUUCUACAUUGUAGAAUAACAGUGAAGACAUCACAACUAUGAAAUAACACAUAUGGAAUCAUGUAGUAACCAGAAAAGUGUUAAACAAAACAAAAAUAUUUGAGAUUCUUCAAAGUAGCCACCCUUUGCCUAUUUGAUGACAGCUUUGCAUACUCUUGGAAUUCUCUCAACCAGCUUCAUGAGGUAGUCACCUGGAAUGCAUUUCAAUUAACAGGUGUGGCUUGUUAAAAGUGAAUUUGGAGAAUUUCUUUCCUUCUUAAUGCAUUUGAGCCAAUAAUUUGUGUUGUGACAAGGUAGGAGAGGUAUACAGAAGAUAUCCCUAUUUGGGCAAAGUCCAUAUGAUGGCAAGAACAGCUCAAGAAAGCAAAGAGAAACAACAGUCCAUCAUUACUUUAAGACAUGAAGGCCAGUCAAUACGGAAAAAUUAAAGUACUUUGAAAUAUUAUUCAAGUGCAGUCGCAAAAACCAUCAAGCACUAUGAUAAAACUGGCUCUCAUGAGGACAGCCACAGGAAAGGAAAACCCAGAGUUACCUCUGCUGCAGAGGAUAAGUUCAUUAGAGUUACCUGCCUCAGAAAUUGCAGCCCAAAUAAAUGCUUAACAGAGUUCAAGUAACAGACACAUCUCAACAUCAACUGUACAGAGGAGACCUGCGUGAAUCAGGCCAUGGUCGAAUUGCUGCAAAGAAACCACUACUAAAGGACACCAAUAAGAAGAACAAACAAUGGACAUUUAGACCGGUGGAAAUCUGUCCUUUGGUCUGAUGAGACCAAAUUUGAGAUUUUUGGUUCCAACUGCCGUGCCAGUGUGAGAUGCAGAGUAGGUGAACGGAUGAUCUCUGCAUGUGUGGUUCCCACCGUGAAGCAUGGAGGAGGAGGUGUGAUGGUGCUUUGCUGGUGACACUGUCUGUGAUUUAUUUAGAAUUCAAGGCACACUUAACCAGCAUGGCUACCACAGCAUUCUGCAGCGAUAUACCAUCCCAUCUGGUUUGUGCUUAUUGGGAGUGUAAUUUGUUUUUCAACAGGACAAUGACCCAACACACCUCCAGGCUAUGUAAAAGCUAUUUGACCGAGAAGGAGAGUGAUGGAGUUCUGCAUCAGAAGACCUGGUCUUCACAGUCACCUGACCUCAACCCAAUUGAGAUGGUUUGGGAUGAGUUGGACAGCAAAGUGAAGGAAAAGCAGCCAACAAGUGCUCAGCAUAGGUGGGAACUCCUUCAAGACUGUUGGAAAAGCAUUCCAUGUGAAGUUGGUUGAGAGAAUGCCAAGAGUGUGCAACGCUGUCAUCAAGGCAAAGGGUGGCUACUUUGAAGAAUCUAAAAUAUAUUUUGAUUUGUUUAACACUUUCUUUUGGUUGCUACUUUAUUUCAUAUGUGUUAUUUCAUAGUUGUGAUGUCUACACUUUUAUUCUAGAAUGUAGAAAAUAGCUAAAAAAAAAAAAAUUAAGACCCUUGAAUUAGUAGGUUUGUCCAAACCUUUGACUGGUACUGUAUAUGUACUGUAUAUUGGGUCAUUUUCCCUAGGAAUGGAUUGGGUUUGGCAGUUAUUGUGUUGUAUUACUUAUCAAAGAAGCACAUCCAUACACCUUUAGGGGGUAAGAGUUUGAGUCCUUCGUAACCACACCUGGGCUGAAAUAAAAUAAGCCUUUCAUUGUCAGAGAGCCUUCCGUUGUCAGAGAGCCUUCCGUUGUCAGGGAGCCUUCCGUUGUCAGAGAGCCUUCCGUUGUCAGGGAGCCUUCCGUUGUCAGAGAGCCUUCCGUUGUCAGGGAGCCUUCCGUUGUCAGAGAGCCUUCCGUUGUCAGGGAGCCUUCCGUUGUCAGAGAGCCUUCUGUUGUCAGAGAGCCUUCCCAGAGUCCCCCGAGAGUUUUUUUUAUCCUCUCUGUUAUAUCACACAAUAUUUUACAUAAAGCUGCUUUUUUUUAUGACCAUAGAGUGAAUUCUGCUUCCUGUUUUCUUUUUUUGCCAAGAAAGGUACAGUGUCAUGACAACCCUACACGAUACUGGUGUCAUGACAACCCUACACGAUACAGGUGUCAUGACAACCCUACUCUGUUAUGCCCUGAGCAGAGGGAGCAGGGUUCCCCACUUCAGAGAUCCCAUGUGCGGAACAGAGCUAACCCUCCAACCACUCACAGUAAUGUAAUGUGUAGCUAAUUAUAGCUAAAUACAGAAGAGAUGCUGUUCCCUUGGCACCCACCAACCCCUACCUCCCUCCUCUCAAAGGUGUAACGAUCAAACCGAUACACUGUUCAGAGCAUCUCCUCUACAGUCAACUAUAGUCUACUGUAAUGUUGACAAUGAGAUGGAGCUUUGGGAAUGGAAAGGUCGAUGAUAACUGCCAAAGGCUGUGUUUACACAACUCUGAUAUUUUUUCCCACUAAUUGAUCUGUUGACCAAUCACAUGUUUUCACAUCAUAUUUUUUUUCUGAGCUGAUUGUGAUUGGUCAAAAAAAUAUCCGAAUCGGGCUGCCUGUGUGAACGCGGCCUAAUUCAGCAGGGUGUUGGGCUUCAGAGUGGCGCAGCGGUCUAAGGAACUUUAGCUCAGUGCUAGAGGCGUCACUACAGACCCUGGUUUGAUUCCAGGCUGUAUCACAACCGGCCGUGAUUGGGAGUCCCACAGGGCGGUGCACAUUUGGCCCAGCGUCGUCCGGGUGAGGGUUUGGCCAUGGGUUGGCCGUCAUUGUAAAUAAGAAUUUGUUCUUAACUGACUUGCCGAGUUAAAUAAAGGUAAAAAAAUAUAUAUAUACAUUAAUAAUAAUAAAUUCCAUUUAAACUCCAGUCAAUUCAGAAAUUAAACCAAAUUCCAAUUCCAAAUGUACCCUUCUAAAAAAACAUUGAAGAGAAUUAGAACUUCCUCGAGUUGAAUGGAAUUGACCCCAACACUGUAAUUCAGUAAUUUAAAGGAUCUCAGGACAGUGAUAAUGUGUCCUUUGUACUGGUCCAAGAUCAGUUCUCUCCCCAACUGCCACAGUAUCUUAAUCUAUUGGGAAUAUAAAUUAGCUAUGCAGAUACUUACUUCCUAUUCCAAUAGCUCCUCGAAGCUUACAACCAGACAUUAUAUUGUAGUACAUUUGGGAGUAGCACCGACCGGUACUUGAACCUGGGUCCAGCAACUGUCAAGCAAACACCUUACCCAUUAUGGCAAGAGGUAUCAAGUCUCAUGACAAGGGUUGUGAGGUGUUGGGUAAAGGUCGCUACAAUAUGAUGAACUAUGUUAAUAAGACUAAGACAAAGAGAGUAUCUCUCCAAAGAGUUGUGAGUUUCAGUACUAUUCCCUUCUCU